Molecule: messenger RNA, 798 nt
Organism: Magallana angulata
Lineage: Eukaryota; Metazoa; Mollusca; Bivalvia; Ostreida; Ostreidae
Product: probable RNA-binding protein EIF1AD
Exons: 5
Coding region: 159-644 (161 amino acids)
Biological process (GO): translational initiation
Cellular component (GO): nucleus
Molecular function (GO): RNA binding; translation initiation factor activity
Source: RefSeq, a predicted model, not a curated record
GUAUAUACGUCCCUGGUUAGAGAAAGUGCUAAAUAAAGUCGGGUUCGGUAUUCACUUGUGUAUUACCAGAGCAAAGUUUCAACAAAGUUUCAUCAUUUAAUAACGAUAAAACGGAAUUUAAAAGUUACUAGUUUCGUUACUGAAGAUGAACUGCUGAGAUGUCUAAAGCCACAAAAAGAAAACAUGUCACCAAAGAAGUCCUAGAUGAAUUCAUUUUGCCAACAGAAAAUCAACAAGUUGUUAGGGUGACUGCUGGCAGGGGAAACAACCUUCAUGAAGUGGAAACUGCCAAGAAGGAAAGGUUCCUUGUUAGUAUGCCCACAAGGUUUAGAAAAAAUGUCUGGAUCAAAAGAGGUGAUUUUGUACUUGUUGAGCCUAUUGAGGAAGGUGAAAAGGUGAAGGCAGAAAUAAUAAGCAUACUGUAUAAAGAUCAAAUCAAGUAUAUCCAGGAGGAAGGCAAAUGGCCACCAGAGUUUGCUGUGAAGGAAAGCAACCCAGAUGAGGGAAUUCCAGCAGACAUGUUACCCCCUAGUGAUGAUGAAGAUGAGGAGGGGGAGUUAACUGUUGUUAAUGCUAACCGGAGACAAAUUGCAAUGUAUGAGGAGAGUGAAGAGGAAAGUGAAGAGGAUGAAGAAGAACGCUAAAGAUAUAAACAGAUUGUGAUUGAUUAAAGAAGUCUAUUGAUUCAAAAUUUAUUGUUAAAGAGCACAGAUAUGAUGAUUACAUUUUUGGGGGAUAUCAUUUUCUAUUAAAUAUAAACAGCAUUUCAGUAUAAUGGUUGCAUACACAUUUAAACAU